Messenger RNA from Scomber japonicus (chub mackerel), 3844 nucleotides. It is a transcript of the gene fgfrl1a, whose product is annotated as fibroblast growth factor receptor like 1a. Gene Ontology annotation, molecular function: fibroblast growth factor binding; fibroblast growth factor receptor activity. The record is from RefSeq and is a predicted model, not a curated record. Bases 479 to 1999 code for a protein of 506 amino acids. NCBI's taxonomy places the organism in Eukaryota, Metazoa, Chordata, Actinopteri, Scombriformes, Scombridae. The transcript is spliced from 8 exons. Gene Ontology annotation, cellular component: plasma membrane.
UAUAGAGAAGUACUUUUCUUGUCUUUUCCCCUCUUUCUUUUCCCGGUUUCGUUAGCGGUCUCCUUCGAGUGGUUUACAUGCGGACUGUCAUUCAGAAAUACUACAGCCUGCUUUUCGAGCGCUCACGUGUUUGACCUUACCUUUAUAUAUUUUUCUUCUUUAAAAAAAAAACUUUAAUUUACUUCAACAUUUUUUUUUGUUAUAGCCAAACUUUGUGGCUUCAUUUCUAAGGCUGCGACCAGUUGGCGUUUCGGUGACAGUCGCGUCUGUUCAGAGUUGUGAUUUAUUCUUAGUUUGAUUCACGGAUCAAGUUAUUGAAAUCAUAAAGUCAUUGGAAGUAGAGGUGAGGAGCUUUUUGAGGGAUAACGGAAUGGUAUACGUGCAGGUCACCAGCGGGUAAUACACCGUGGAUACUUCAUCACUGCUGGGAAUUUGACAGUUUAAGCGGUUGGGAAUUCAUAUUCAUCACUAAACCAAAAUGGAGCUUUUCUGGCUCUGUCUGCUGGUGCUGCAGACGUUCCUGAUGUCCACUGCUGCCAGAGGUCCACCCAGGGUGUCAGAACGGGUGGCUCAUCGGCAGAGUGUCCGGCUGGGUCGUACCAUGAAGCUGCCCUGCCCCGUAGAGGGUGACCCCCCACCACUCAUCAUGUGGACCAAAGACGGCCGCAACAUCCACAGUGGCUGGACACGGUUCAGGGUGUUACAGCACGCUCUGCGUAUCAAAGAAGUAGAGACUGAUGACGCAGGGACUUACAUCUGCAAAGCAACUAACGGGUUUGGCAGCGUGAACAUCAACUACACGCUCAUCAUUAUAAAUGACUCCAGUUCAAGAGGUGGAGCAGCAGCAGCAAAUGGUGAUCAUGAACAUGUUCCAGAGCUGGCAGGGAAACUAGUGCGUCCACGUUUCACCCAGCCUGCAAAGAUGAGGAAACGCGUCAUUGCUCGUCCUGUGGGCAGCUCCGUGCGUCUGAAAUGCACGGCAAGUGGAAACCCUCGCCCCGACAUCAUCUGGCUAAAGGACAGUCGCCCGCUGGUGGACGAGGACGGUGGAGCAGGAGAAGGUGGGGAGAGAGCUGCAGGAGGGGGAACAGGAAGUGGGGAAGGGAAGAAGAAAAAGUGGACACUGAGUCUGAAGAACCUGACGCCGGAGCAUAGUGGGAAAUACACCUGUCACGUCUCAAAUAGAGCGGGAGAGAUCAACGCUACCUACAAAGUGGAAGUUAUACAACGUACCAACUCUAAACCAAUCCUGACUGGUACUCACCCGGUCAACACCACGGUGGACUAUGGAGGAACCACAUCUUUCCAGUGCAAAGUCCGCAGUGAUGUUAAACCAGUCAUCCAGUGGCUUAAAAGAGUCGAGCCUGGUGAUGAGAACAAGUUCAACUCCACCAUAGAGGUAGGUGACCAUCGGUUUGUGGUUCUGCCUACGGGGGAGGUUUGGUCACGUCCUGACGGAUCUUACCUCAACAAGCUUCUGAUAACCAGAGCCAAGGAGGAGGACGCUGGCAUGUACAUCUGCCUGGGAGCCAAUACUAUGGGCUACAGCUUCAGGAGUGCAUACCUCACUGUGCUACCAGAUCUGAAACCGCAAAAUAACCCUGUCCCCACAGCCAUAUCCCCCAGCCUCCCCUGGCCCGUCAUCAUUGGAAUACCAGCAGGCGUCGCUUUCAUUUUAGGCACCGCCCUUCUCUGGUUCUGCCAAUCUAAACGCACCUGCUCCUCUUCUUCAUCCUCCUCUGCCCUUCCUUCCCAGCGUCUCCCCGUAGCCAAUCGCGACCGAGCCUGCCCAACGCUGCCUCCUCAACCUGCCAAUGGGGAUAAAGAUUGUCUUUCUUACGAGGACUACAUCGCCCAUCAGCAGCUGCUCCUGACUCAGGGAGGUGCUGGAUUGGCUCCCAAGGUCUACCCGAAGAUCUACACGGAUAUACACACGCACACGCAUUCACACGUGGACGGGAAGGUGCACCAGCACCAGCACAUUCACUAUCAGUGUUAGCAGUGAAGCUAGCAGCAAAGCUUUGGUGUUUCACAUUCAACUCUUACAGUCACAUCAGCCCACACUGACUACAGAGCAUACAAGGAAAAGCCACAUGCAAGAGACCAUGCGGAUUUGUAUAAAGGAACAUGGGAUCACACAGCUCUUCCUCAUUCUGCUGCAGCCACAUUAUUGUGAACACAUGGACUUAUUCAAGAAAAAAACAAUGAAGAAUGUAAAGAAAGAGAAGAAAAAAGUGCAUCACAAAGAACCUUAUUUUUAGCCAUCAGCUAUUUAGCCAUCUGGGAGCUAAUCCACGAAAGGAAAACAUGUUUUACUCCAAUUUUUUUUCUAUGUCGAAUCUCUUCUAUAGAUCAAUAAGCCUCUCCAUAUUUUGCUUGAGGCCCUCUUUGAAGCAACAAUGAACUCUGCAGCUUCAGGGUAACUGAACCGCUUUGGUCAUGUCCAUUUAUGUCUGUUCUUUAAGACACAACCACAAACUCCUCAGUAACAGCAAGAAUACAGCUUGCUUACACUACAAGGCUCCAAAUAUAGCUACUCCUGUAUAUAGUGGAAUAUUAUAUAGCAUUUAGCAUACUACUUCAUCCUGGGUAAUCUAAAAAGAACAAUAUCACAUGUGUGUAAUGUAAUAGCUUAAUUUCAGAGUAUAUCUCAGGCGUCACCCCAACUGAGCCAUAAGAUCCACAAAUCAAGACAGACUUCACUGUAUCCACACCCUCGGCAAAGAUGAGGGCUGCUGUUUUCUGCUUUUGCCCAGCCGACAGCCGCUCUGAUAAAUGUCCAGCUGCUAUCUGGGUACUGUGUGAAAAAGAGCUGAUGACAAACUGAGUUACUGAGUUCAGACAGCAUGGACAGAAAGCUAUGAAUUCUAGCUGCAGCUACAGAGUGAUUUCUUCUCGGUUGCAGAAAUUAUAUCUGUCCCAACUUACGGUUUCUAACCCUUUACUUUCUGGAGAGUGUUGGCAUUUCCUGUUUGACAUCACCUCCUUUUCAGCUUUGUUUGAUGCUCACUGACUUUAGAGGAGAGAGAGACGGAGAAGGAUGAAGGUUCAGUUCUCCUCAUGUCAGACAUGUUCAACCUCUUUACCUAACAGCUCAAAGGGAUGCUCAACAAUGCUGUGGUGCGAAAGUGUGUCUUCUAAGAAUUGUUUCCUGAUUUUAUAGAUUGCUCAUUUGAAAUGUGACUGAUUCUUUUUAAUUUUUCAUGAGACUCCGAGAGUUCAAAAGACAUAAAAUCUUAAGCUGGGUAAUUUAAGGAUGAGACUUAAAGCCCUUAACUCUCCUCUUUUAGUGUGUCACAAGAUGACCUGGGGCAUAAUCAAGGUUUGUUACAAGACAGAGAGACUCUUUUGUUAUCUCCUGUUUUCAUUUAACAAAGAAAAAAUAUGGAUAAAGGGGCUGUGCUUCCAGCUGCAGAAACAUCUGUCACCCUGACACAGAAAGUUGAAACUGUUGCAAUCACUUGAAAGGUAAAAUUAUGGUAUACAGCCUGUAACUGGAUCGAAUAUUAAUAUUUUUAUUACAAAUACUAGAGCCAAUUGUUAGAGCCAUAUAUUGUGCAGAAAGUCUUUCAUGUGGAUGAAUAACAACUACAAUAAUAACCACUGAUUAGCUACAAGUUAAUACACUUCUCUUAUUGCUGGCAAUCAGUUAUCACUGUUUUCGUAAAUUCAAGGAUAUAUAUCACUAGUUUUAUUGACCUUGUGAUAUGUUGACUAAUUGGAUCAACAAAUGUGUGUUUUAGGCCUUAUCAUGCCAUUUGAUUACAACUUAGUCUCAAGGUAAUGUUAUUUGAAACCUCGAUAUAACUCCACAGAUGAGACAUCUUCUCAAGACUGUGUGGGU